GGCCCGACUUGCUCUUAACAUUAUCGGACGGUGAGUGCCAGUCUCAAAAUGGGAUGACGUCCCUACAGGUGCGAAUGAGCGGCAAGAACUAGAUCCGAGAGGUGAUAUAAUUAACAAGCUGGACGUAGGACAAAUUGCUAAUCUUGUUGGACGGCCAAGAAAGUUGGGUGACUCUUGCCAAAUCUCCUGCUGAUAAAUGCGCCCGUGAACACCUAGAGUGAUAGUACGAUGUUGCACGGCAAUUUGCCGACUUGCAGGGCAAUCUCGAUUCUCAAAUACUAAGUAUGUCGGGAACCAGCCCGACAUCAGGUGAUACAAUGUCGCACAGCAUCCCUAUCAAGCUACACAAUCAAUUCGUCACCAUAUAUGAUGUCGUUAUCUAACUUUCUCAUCCUACCCCCAAUGUCUCGUCCUGAAACAGGUUGCCUGGACUCAUUGUCCACCGAACUCUCUCAACAGCUCAAGGAUCACGUAGAUCAGACCCUGCUCGAAUUUAUACGGCCAAAUUCUGCAUCUCAGUUCGCUCGGCAUGCUCCCGAGUUGGCAAAUUUUCGCGAGGCCGUCGCGCAGAGCGACUCGAAGGAUGAUAUCGACUUCCUGCGUAGCUUCCGAGAAUUCAUCCCCACCACAAACUACGAACCGUACAGGCCAUUCAUAGCAAAGUUUUUUGCUACCCCUUGCAGGGAGGCUGACGUCAAGGACAUGUUCGCCCCUGGACUGCCAUACUUCUUUGCCAUGUCCAGCAUGACAUCUGGGGGAGAAGCAAAGACGUUCCCGAGAUACCGACCUCCACCGUACCUUUUGGAACACCGUCUAUAUCUGCAAAUCCUGAAAAUAGAGUGCGAGGAUGGUCAAAGCUCCAAGAAGGUGACGGUCUGCUCGUUAAGCAUCGGUUUUCUGCGAAUGGAAAUGAACUGGGACGUCGAGGACGAUAUGGAUAGACUCGAUUUAUGGGUUCCAGGGCAAACGGAUCCAUAUGCGAUCUCAUUGGUUAAAAGUUAUCGCGCUUACUUUGUUCUGAAUGCACUAUUUGCGCUCGCAGACCGUCGGGUGACAAUCGUCCGCUUCUUCUUCGCCAAUGUAUUCGUCAAUUUUUUGCAGUAUGUAGAGGAUGAAUGGCCUCUACUUAUCGACUGUAUCGAGAAGGGUAUCAUCCCGGAUGUCGAAGACCUAGGCUAUUUGCGCGCACCGCUAGAGAAACAUCUUCCUCCAAAUCCUCUUCGUGCUGCUAAACUUCGCGAAAUUGGGCCUCCUGGCCCUCAGGGCUGGGCGGUUCGUGUGUGGCCUGACUUGAGAGAGUUCAUUGGGAUCACUGGAGGUCCUGCUGCUGCUUCUGUUCCAAAGGUUACUCACGUCCUCGGACCUUCUGUCCACAUGCAGUCUUCUGGAUAUGGCGGUUCAGAAUGCAGCGUCGCCGUACCAUACCACAAAGGCAACCCUAACACUGACUUCAAGAUAUUCUUUGGAGAUGGGGUCACCGAGUUUCUGAACGUACGUGAGCCUUCGGAGCGUAUAUUGUCCGCAUGGGAGCUUGUAACUGGAGGGCAUUACGAGCCCGUCUUGACGACCCGCAAUGGCUUGUGGAGGUACCGCCUUGGUGAUGUCGUCGCCAUUAAAGGCUUCGAUCCAGAUGACGGAUUGCCUAUCAUCAAUUACCUUGGCAGGCGAGAUGGCUCACUUGGGCUGGCAUUUGGAACAACAUGUACAGAGUCGCAAUUGACGAACGCGAUCGUUUCUGCUGCUGAACGAUGUAUCGGCCCAAUCGCAGACUUCACUAUUGUGGGUGACGAGCGAGAAAUGCCCAUUACUUAUGGGUAUUUGGUAGAAAUCGUAGGGCAAAUAGGAAAGGACGUGAGAAUGGUAACACAGCAGACUUUUGAAGACCUCAUGGCGGCAAACCAUGAGUAUCGCACUGCUUUUUGGCAAGGCAGAUCAAGGAAGCCUACCAUUCGUCUUGUGGAGAAAGGCACCUUCUCGGAAUAUCGCAGGCAGAGAAGCGACAAGACGAACGUCUCCAUUGGUCAGGUGAAGGUUCCCGUCGUCCUAUCCGACCCAACGUUUAAGGAGUGGUUCCUCAAGAGAGUUGUAAUGGAGCUGUAAGAGAGUCUGUGAUAAUCAGACCCUAGUGAUCUAGCAGAGGGAGGAAAUGAACAUGUGUGUUGAUACUUGAGGCUGAAUGGAUCAUACCGCUCGCCGCUGACAGGCCUCGAGAUUGUAGUCUUGGGAAUUUUCGUCAGAUCAUGCCCUUUGACAUUCACUGCGGAAACGAGAAUUUG
This is a messenger RNA of Suillus paluster, 2276 nucleotides long. RefSeq names its product GH3 auxin-responsive promoter. The transcript has 10 exons. The coding region runs from base 367 to 2100 and encodes 577 amino acids. Gene Ontology annotation, molecular function: acid-amino acid ligase activity. NCBI's taxonomy places the organism in Eukaryota, Fungi, Basidiomycota, Agaricomycetes, Boletales, Suillaceae. The record is from RefSeq and is a predicted model, not a curated record. Gene Ontology annotation, cellular component: cytoplasm.